CGUGUGCGCGGGGAGCAGCGCUCCGCUCCGCGGGGCGCCAUGGGGCGGGCGGGCCGCCGGCUGCCCGCGCUGGCAGCGCUCUUCUACGGGGCGCUGGCGGCCCUGGUGCUGCUGGGCGUGCGGGACGUGAUGUUCCUCUACGAGGAGAACCGGUGCAGCAUGACCUACAUGUACGAGUACCCCGAGUACCUGAAAAUAAAAUUACCUAAGAAAACAGCCAGACGAUACCCAGCAUAUGAGCUGUAUCUCUAUGGGGAAGGGAACUAUGCUGAAGAAAACAAAAAUCUCCUAUUGACAGGAAUUCCAGUUCUCUUUCUGCCCGGGAAUGCUGGCAGUUACAAACAAGUACGUUCUCUUGGCUCCAUUGCACUUAGAAAAGCAGAAGAUGUUGACUUCAAGUAUCAUUUUAAUUUCUUCAGUGUCAACUUUAAUGAGGAGUUGGUUGCAUUGUAUGGUGGUAGUCUGCAACAACAGACCAAGUUUGUCCAUGAGUGCAUAAAAGUAAUUCUUAAGUUGUACAAGGAUCGAGAAUUUGCACCGAGCAGUGUAGCAAUAGUUGGGCAUUCCAUGGGUGGUCUUGUUGCAAGAGCAUUGCUCACUCUGAAGAAUUUUAAGCCUGAACUUAUAAACCUGCUCAUUACACAAGCCACACCUCACGUUGCACCUGUAAUGCCUUUAGACAAAUACCUUACUGAUUUUUAUACAGCUGUAAACAAUCAUUGGAUUCUAAAGGCCCAAGAUUUAAGAAAUUUAACCACCCUUUCUGUGGCGGGAGGAUUCAGAGAUUACCAAGUUCGUUCAGGACUGGCUUUUCUACCAAGAUUGAGUCAACAUGACAGUGCCUUAUCUGUUGUGAGCUCAGCUGUGCCUAGAGCUUGGGCCUCAACUGACCACCUCUCCAUAGUGUGGUGCAAAGAAUUGAUCCUGGCUACCAUUAGAGCUCUUUUUGAUCUCAUAGAUGAAAAUACAAGGCAGAUAACUGAAGACCCAAAGAAGAGAAUGUCUGUACUGAAUCACCACUUUGUGAGACACCCUGCAAAGAUGUUUGAGGAAAAUCCUGAAGCUUUUACACACCUCACAGGAGCUUUCAAGUGGAUUACAGUCAAAGGCUCAAAAUGGACUUACUCAGUUUACAAUGAUUCUGAUGGAAAAUAUUUCUCAUUUCCUCUUGCAAGCCACAGAAUAUCAUACAGUCAUGUUUACUGUGAAAAUAGUAUGUUGGACACAAGUAGUUGGAUUUAUGGCUGCAUGAACACUAAUUCAUCAAUGUGCCUGGAAGCUGCUGAUUUAUCCUGGAGAGCUGAGUUACUUCCAACCACCAAGGUUGUAAUGCUGAAACUUCUGGACUAUCCUUCUUUGUCCCACGUUGUCAUUCAGGUACCACCUGCAGUUGGCAAUAAGUAUACUUUGGGCUGUGAAUUCUUCAAAGAGGAUUCCAGAGCAGUCCAGCUUCCUGUAACACAUCUUUUUUCAUUUGGGUUUUCUUCAAGCAAAAUUCUAUUAAAUUCAAGUGGAUUACUUUACAAUGUACAGCUCCAGCACUUCAACCAAAUAUAUCAAGCUUUCAAAAUUUAUAUAGACAGUCACUGCCAGUCACUCAAAGAAAGAAAACCAAGUGUUUACAGACUUCAUAUCCCCUGGUCAUAUGAAGACUCAAUAACUGUAGCGAACAGUGACCAUGUAAGUUGCUGUUUCAGAGUUCCAUCUCUUGUUGAGAUUUCUGCCAAACUGCACAUUGCUCAGCCUCACAGUGACAGCAGCCUUGCAGAGUUAAACAUUUACUCUUCCCCAGACUGUCAGUAUGAAGUAAUUCUGAAGACAUCACUUCUACAAGUUCUUGGGCAAAUAGUAAGGUUCCAUGCUGGUGCUUUUCCAGUCUAUAUUGUUUCUAGUAUUCUUCUUACUUAUGGAGGACAACUGAGCACAUUAAGAUCAACAGGCCAGUGUUCAGACUUCUCCCUUGAACUAGUUAGGGCAGCAAAGCCCUACAAAGUAGAACCUCUUAUAAGCAUUGUUGUGUUUCUGCAGGGGUUUAACUGGUUUAGAGAGAUAUGGGAAUCACUGUCACUACCAGAGGUGGAUGCUGCUGUACUGAGUAGUCAGGAUGCAUGGUUCCCCCUUGUGUCCCUGAUUCUAUUUCUUUUUGGGACAGGCAUUGCCUACUGGAGUGGAGUAUUUUUCUCUACAUCUCUGAGACUCUUCUCUUCAUUAUGGUUAACUCUGAUUAGGCCUACUGAACUUCAGAAAGAUAAGUUGAUUACACCCAGCAGACUCUGUGGGAUGGUAUCUCUUGCUUUGGUUAGCUGGACCACUUGUGGUGCAUUUGCUGUACUCAUUAUUUAUCUUCAAUACUUGUUCAAGGUUAUAAAACUGCAUGUAACUCUAAGAGCAGAGCAAAACAUGCACAACAGGGAUUCAGGCCACUCAAAAGAAACUUCACAGAACUCCAGUACACACACAUUCAAAGCCCAGUGUUCAGUGGACAGCAUUCCAGAAGCAACACAGUCUCCUUCCAACAGCAAAACACUUGCUGAAGCUGUUAACAGUCUUAAGAUGCACAUUACAGUCCUUAAUUUAUUCACAUGGAUUGUGCUGCUCAACUUGCCAUCUUUAAUUUAUUGGUUAAAAAAUCUCAGGUACAGUGUUAGACUUGAUCCUGAUCCCUGUAGAUCCACAGCUAUUAUCCUCGUGUGCAUCUUAGAAAUUCUAAUGAAUUCAAGUACUUGUGAAGUGAAAUCAAGUAAACUCUUGAAGAUUGCAGUCAAAAUUCCACUCCCUUUGUCUGUUGCAAUGCUGGCCUUUGGACGAAUGCAUCUAUACAGAGUCCCACACUUUGUAACCUUUUCUCUUCUUCUACAUGUGCUGUGCUGUUUUGUGUAAUGUUCAUUCUAUAUAGGACAAUGCACCCUAGAAACUUAACACUGGAGAUGGGAAAAAUUGCAACACAGAAAUGCCUAAAUUAAUAUGAUCAGUAGUUUACAUUAUGUGGGAAAGAGGACAGAACUGUGAAUACUUUACAGAAAAUUCAUGGUUUUAUUCAUGUUGCUUAGAAAACUUUUCCUGGUGUUUAUUUCAUGUCUCUGAAAAUGGAGUGAUUUGGAGUGAUUUAACUGUGUAUAAGCACAUGACUCAUACCGGUGCAACAUCUCAAUACUCUGCCUUGUAGACACUUUGGUAUUUCACUAUACUGCUUUGUGAAAACAGACAUUUUUUACUCACUGUGCCAUGCAGUGUCUGUGUUCUGAACUUGCAUCUCUUGCAGGUCUGAAGUAUGCUGGUUAAAACUCAAUGCAUUUCAAGCACACUGUGACUAUCACAAAAACCACACAGCCAAGUAUACUUUGAAUUAUUUUAUGUUAAAUUCAAAAGCUGCCACAUUUGUGUCCAGACAAACUAGAAUGUACUGCUUAUAUAGAACUGUUAUUUCUAUCAAAUCAUUUGUUCAAUCAGUGUGAGUUGAACAUUUGUGAGAUUAGUCUUACACAUUUUACUUUUUGUGAGAGUGAGAAGACAACAGUAUUCUAUGUAGCUUUCUAUUCAGGAAGGAUACCAGCAGAUUCAUAAACAAUUUGCUGUAAUGUUGUUUUAAAACAUUGUCAGUUUUAUCUGGAAUUUUGAAAUUAAUCCUUGGACUUUGUCCAUAUGUAGAAGCUACCAAACUUUGAGAUAUGGUGUGAGUUAACAGUGCAGCUGCUGCACUCUUUCUAAGUAGACAAGGCAGGCUUUUUUCCUAUUGUAAACAGAGACUCAACCAUCUCCUAAUAAAUGCCAAUACAUAAAUGAAUAUGGAAUAGUUACAACCCUGCAAACUCCUGUCCUGCCAUACAGUGCUACCUUCUGCAUGUGGGCAAACUCAAUAAUAGUGGGAAUUACUGACCGUAAUUAUUAGCUCUGUAUAAAUUUUAUCUUAGUGCCUAGAUGCUACAGUGACUGCCAUUUAUAAUAAAGCCUACAAUAGCUAUGU
This is a messenger RNA of Lonchura striata (white-rumped munia), 3964 nucleotides long. Lineage: Eukaryota; Metazoa; Chordata; Aves; Passeriformes; Estrildidae. The record is from RefSeq and is a predicted model, not a curated record.